GGGGAAAGGCCUCCUCACCCCCCAUACACACAUCGUAGGCCUGAAAGCAGUGCGCAGCCAUUUGUCUGGGGAGGGUCUGUGCAUGCCAAGGGUGAGGGCAGCAGAUGCUAAACCCAGGAAGCUCUCUGCACCAAGUGAGCCUGCAAGGACUCCAGGGACUGACUUGCCAACAGCUGGACUUGAUCACCAGCUCACAAACUGAGAUCAUGCAUUGGGUGGAAUAAUAAGCGGACUUUGCUCUCCGGCUGUGCAAAACAUUGUUUUUCAAAGCUUUCCUCCACCGCAGCUGGUAGACAACAGGAGACCACCACCUGGACCCUUGAGUCUUCUCUAAGAACCACUUUAAGAUUCCACUCUCAGCGGAGUUUGCAGGACCAUGGUGGCCCUUUGGGGAGCUUCUGCUCUGCUGGUUCUGUUCCUUGCAGCAUUUCUGCCCCCACCACAGUAUGCCCAGGAUCCAGCCAUGGUGCAUUAUAUCUACCAGCGCUUUCAAGUCUUAGAGCAAGGGCUGGAAAAAUGUACCCAAGCAACAAGGGCAUAUAUUCAAGACUUCCGAGAAUUCUCAAAAAACAUAUCGGUUAUGCUGGGAAGAUGUCAGACCUACACCAGUGAGUAUAAGAGUGCAGUGAAUAACCUGGCACUCAGAGUGGAACGUGCUCAGCGGGAGAUUGACUACCUGGAAUACCUUCGAGAAGCUGACAUAUGUGUAGAAUCAGAGGACAAGUCACUGGCAGAAAAGUUACUUCAAGAAGCUGAAGAGGUGAAAAAGAUCCAAACUCUGCUGAAUGCAAGCUGUGACAACAUGCUGAUGGGUAUAAAGUCUCUAAAAAUAGUGAAGAAGACUAUUGACACAGAUGGCUCUUGGAUGAAAGAUGCUGGCAGUGACUCUCCAAAAGUAUAUUUCUUAAUUGGAUCCAGAAACAACACUGUUUGGGAAUUUGCAAACAUGCGGGCAUUCAUGGAGGAUAGCACCAAACCCGCUCCCAAGAAGCUAAACCUACCACUUUCCUGGCAGGGAUCAGGCCAGGUGAUCUACAGAGGUUUUCUAUUUUUUCACAACCAAGGGACUUCAAAUGAGAUAAUCAAAUAUAAUCUGCAGAAGAGGACUGUGGAAGAUCGAAUGCUGCUCCCAGGAGGGGCGGGCCGGGCACUGGUCUACCAGCACUCCCCUUUCACUUACAUUGACCUGGCUGUGGAUGAGCAUGGGCUUUGGGCCAUUCACUCAGGGCCAGGCAUCCAAGGCCAUUUGGUACUCACAAAAAUUGAGCCUGGCACACUGGGAGUGGAGCACUCGUGGGAUACUCCCUGCAGAAGCCAGGAUGCUGAAGCCUCUUUCCUUGUGUGUGGGGUUCUUUAUGUAGUCUACAGUUCUGGUGGCCAGGGCCCUCAUCGCAUCACCUGCGUUUAUGAUCCACUGGACACUAUCAGGGAGGAGAAUCUGCCCAACUUGUUCUUCCCCAGGCGGCCAAGAAGUCAUUCCAUGAUCCAUUACAACCCCAGAGAUAAACAGCUUUAUGCUUGGAAUGAAGGAAACCAGAUCAUUUACAAACUCCAGACAAAGAGAAAGCUGCCUCUGUAGUAACAUGAUGCAGGUGGGAGGGAGGGAGAGUAACAUGGCUUUGGCAGCUACUCUCUGGGACCCUGAGACUACAACCCCUUUGCAAUGUAGUAUCCCUCUGGUCACAAACAGGAGCAGAUUAUAGAAAUGGUGAUACAUAUGCACCUUUUCCCAGGUGGCACUGCAUUAGGAAUCUUCUAAGAGCUUAGAUGAGGUCCAUCAUUGGAGAAUUUUCAACAAAGUCCUUUACUCAUCCAAAAGUCCUGGCCCUCAUGACCUCCUAUAUUCUGAUCAUGCUGACUUCUAGCUUUUUCUUUUUUGCUCUCCAGCAUUUGCUCUAACUCUACCUUUCUCCCUUAACAGUUAGAAUCACAUGUCCCACAGAUACUCAGUCUCCUCUUCCGCCUUUCUCAAAUGCCCAUAAAUAUUUUUUCAUUUUUCUUUGCCCAACUAAAGUACUAUUUCUUAUCGAUGUUUAAUCUUUAUUUCCCCUAGCCUUGUCCUUCUACCAAGUGAGGUAGAUUAUUAUAAUAGAGUAAAAACAUUAACAUUUGAAUACCACUUUUUAGUUACAAAGUAUUUGCAUGUUUUUUUAAAUUCUCUUGUGAGAUAUGUACAAGUUUUUAUGAUUGCCAUUCUAGACAUAAGAAAGGGUCUAUGUGAGCUAUUCAAAGUAGCACAGCCACAAGAUGAAAGAGCCAGAAACUGCUAAAAAUCUCAUAGUCUUUCCAUUGCUCAAGGAAGCAUCAAAUAUUUAUUUUUGUUCACCCAGCCACUUAUAAUCAAUGUGUUCCUAGUUCAGUCAAAAAGUAAUAAUUCUCCCUCUUUAGUCACUUUUCAUGUCUGCACAAGACCUUCCUAUAGGUAUUUCAAAAGCUACUUCCUCCAAAAAACCAGCUUAAGGGUGAGGACCCCACCUCUAUCCCCAUCUUGCCUUACUGUCAUUUGCUUCUCUCUUUUUGCUUUAAAUGCAAUAAAAGUGAAACUAAGCAAAUAACCUCAUCAGGUUAUAUUUACCUACAUACCCUCAGCAUAAAAGCUUUUAGGGAGUGUUGCCUGUGUUGAGUUUACUAUGAACAAUCCCCAACACACAGAGGAUCUUGGUAAAUAUUCUGGAAUCUGGAUAGAAGCCAGGUAACAGGCAAGCAAACUAUCUGCCACAGCCGGCAUGCCGUGUGGCGCAGAGGGCAGCAUGCCUCUUGGGAGGGGCUUCAAAGUGUUUCCCAUGCAUAUGUCUAAUUCAGCUGAGUUUGGGUCACAAGUGAAGGCUGUGGUGCCAGUUUGUGUCAUGUGCUGAGGCUCCUGUUUUUCCAGGUUGGUCACAUGAGAGGACUUGCUUUGUGUGCUUGCAGCUGUUCCCUGGUCUUUGCCAAGUCCAGGCCGCGACCAGGGGCAGUGAAAAGAGGUUUUUUUCCCCUGUAGGAUUUGAGUAGAUCUGUAGCAGAACAGAAGGACCCAACCUCUGGAUACAGUGUAAUUACCCACAGUUCUAAAAGAACUGUGUACAGAGAGCCCAAAUCCAUUGUGAAAUGAGGCAGGUAUGAAUAAAUAAAUGUGGUGUUAUCACCACUCCAUGGGCCUGGGGCCAUUACCUACCUAUGGGUAAGUAACAUUACCUAUCUCACAGAUAUAAUGCCUUGCAUUGGAGAAUGGAGUGGAAUUAUCAACAGGAGGGAGUCCUUGCAUGAAAACAGACCUAGAAACAUCUUCCUGGGUUUCUCUCAGGUGAACUUUUCAUCUCUGAGGUUUCUUGUUGGAUUUAUGUGAGAACGGAUAUCCUGGUGACCUACACCAAUGAUUAUUAAACUUUGUUGCCUGUAAGAAUCACUUGGGGAGCUUUAAGAUUCUUAAUAUCCAGGCCACACCCCUAGCCCAUUAAAUCAGAUCAUCUAGGGGUGGGAUACAGGCAUCAUUAUUUUUUAAGCCCCUUCCCUGCAAGGUGGU
Messenger RNA from Sciurus carolinensis (gray squirrel), 3502 nucleotides. RefSeq names its product olfactomedin like 1 (gene Olfml1). Bases 377 to 1579 code for a protein of 400 amino acids. Lineage: Eukaryota; Metazoa; Chordata; Mammalia; Rodentia; Sciuridae. The transcript has 3 exons. Gene Ontology annotation, biological process: signal transduction. The record is from RefSeq and is a predicted model, not a curated record.